Molecule: messenger RNA, 1295 nt
Organism: Liolophura sinensis
Lineage: Eukaryota; Metazoa; Mollusca; Polyplacophora; Chitonida; Chitonidae
Product: diisopropyl-fluorophosphatase-like
Exons: 5
Coding region: 3-956 (317 amino acids)
Source: RefSeq, a predicted model, not a curated record
ACAUGGCAGAUAACGGCGAGGAAGCGGCAUUGCCAGUUGUUAAGUUUGCAUUUGUACAAAUUGUUGCAAAUCUCCUAGGUGCAGAGGGGCCUGUUUUCGACACAAAUGGGACAUUUUACAUGGUGGCCCCAGAAGUUGAAAAAAAUUCUCUUCCGGCUGGACAAGUAGUUCGUGUUGACUUGGACAUGAAAGAGGCAAAGGUUGUGUGUGAACCAGAAGUUGAUGCGUAUGGAGGGAUUCCGGCCGGAUGUCAGAGUGACAAGGAUAACAACAUUUACAUAGCUGACAUGAGACUAGGACUCCUCAAGAUGGCACCAAAUGGUUCCUUUGAGCAGCUGGCCACCAAAGAUUCCCAGGGCAACAGAGUUCAGGGCUGUAAUGAUCUGACCUUCGACUAUAAUGGAGACUUGUGGAUCACAGCACCUGCUGGUAACAUUGCUCCUGACAAGUAUACCAGAUCCAUGGAGGAACCAUUUGGGUCUGUGUACUGUUACACGAGGGACAAACAGUUGGUGAAAGUUGCCACUGAUUAUCGCUUUCCUAAUGGUAUCGCUGUCCUGCACACCGACGAUGGUCGUCCACACAAACUCAUCGUGGCUGAAACACCCACGAAGACGUUAUGGAGUUAUGACAUUCUGGGCCCAGGGAAAAUUGCCAAUAAAACAAAGUGGGGAACUUUACCAGGUACACAUGUGGGGGGUCCUGAUGGGAUGGACUUUGACCAAGACAACAACCUGCUAGUGGCUAACUGGGGAAGUUCUCACAUUGAGGUUUUCAGUCCAGACGGAGGCAAACCCAUCAAGCGAAUCGAGUGUCCAUUCUCCAAACCCAGCAAUCUUCACUUUCAGCCCGGGACGAACACAGUAUUUGUCACUGAACACGAAAACCAUGCCCUCUGGAAGUUCGAGUGGGAACGUCCUGGAAAACUGCAGUUCUGUGAUACUGUUAAUCUCUAACCAAACGUCUGUAGUAUUGAUACCGUGACUUUAUUUGACCAAAAAUUUCAUCCACGAAUAAGUUAAUCAUUUUGUCAGAUUCUAAAAGUGCUGCUGAUUUUUAGACAGGUGUUUUGAGGUUUAUUGUAAAAGUAAGGUAAUAUCUUACUGGAAAAAUGUAAAUUCCAAUAUCAAUGAAAGUUAUUUUUUAUCAUCUUCUAUAUUAGACUUGAAAAAGGCAUUUUUGGGUGAAUUUUAAAAUCAAAUACAAGUAUUUUUGUAUUGGUGUUGAAAAGCAUCCUUUGUGGAGUUCAGGAUAAAGCAUUUGGUGUUAAAAUAUAUUUUUUUAAUUUAGUCCCA